Messenger RNA from Glossina fuscipes, 1601 nucleotides. Its product is annotated as histone-lysine N-methyltransferase SETMAR-like. The record is from RefSeq and is a predicted model, not a curated record. The transcript has 2 exons. Bases 557 to 1585 code for a protein of 342 amino acids. Lineage: Eukaryota; Metazoa; Arthropoda; Insecta; Diptera; Glossinidae. Gene Ontology annotation, molecular function: nucleic acid binding.
UGCAAUCUGUGGUAGAGCUCUUUGAAUUGCCACCAGACAAAACUAUUUUGGAUAGCGAUAAUUUUGAGCCUGACAAUCUGGCGGUUAGCAGGCUGCCGUCUCGCAAUUAACUUAUGCUCAGGCAAAGUUAGAAGACCUUCUUGUUAACGUCAGCGACGGUCGCAAAUAUUUAGCAGAUUCUUUAAAUAAAUUAUCACAAUCUCGGCCUGUCGAAGUAUCACAACUUCGCGCCACAGCUGGCGUCAACAGUUGCCAAGCUUUACAAAAGUACUGCAAUGAAACAGGUGUGCGCAUAAUUUAAGAAGUCUCAACUAUUCUAUAAAAGCGAUAAUAUUAUCGAUAAUUGAAACGGAAAGCGGCAAUGAAUUAUAAGAAUUAACAAAUAUAAAGUACGAUGGUAAUUGGAAAGUUCGCAGAGAUUUAUUUCAUAAAAGCGACGGUCACUCCAGAAAAGCGACGAUCACUUCAAAAAGUCGACACCUCCUUAGCAGUGAAAGAAAGAACUAUGCAAUUUACUACAUUUUAAGGUUUCUUUAUGCUAUGAUUAUAUCUUAAAAUGGACAAAAUUGAAAAUCGUGCAGUGAUUAAAUUCUUUGUAAAAAAAGGUUUGAAAGCCAUGAAAAUUCAUAGUGAAAUGGUAAAUGUAUUGGGGGCCUCUGCCCCAUCAAGAGCAAUGGUUUGCAAAUGGGCGGCCGAAUUCCAGCGAGGGCGUCAGAGCCUAUACGACGAUCCCCGCUCUGGACGUCCAACGAGUGUAACGACGGAAGAAAUGAUUAAUUCAGUACAUAAUAUGAUCAAGAUUGAUGGUCAAUUGACUUUGAGUGAAAUUGCUACAGCUAUGGAUGUAUCAUCUGAACGGGUACUGCACAUUUUAAAAAAAGAAUUGAGUUUGAGAAAGGUGUGCUCAAGAUGGGUACCGAAUGUGUUGAGCAUUAAUCAAAAACAACAGCGAAUAGAAUUUUCAACGCAAAAUUUGAACUUAUUUCGAAAAAAUGAAAUUGAUUUUAAACGCCGUUUUGUAACCACAGACGAGACUUGGGUUUAUCAUUACAGCCCUGAACCAGGCAAAGAAACUAAGGCUGGCUGUUCAGUUCCAAAGCAACCAAAGUGGUCAAAAUCAACAAAAAAGAUUAUGGCGUUAGUCUUUUGGGAUGGAAAGGGCAUUUUAUUAAUUGAUUACCUGCAAACUGGCGAAAUGAUAACAGAAAAAUAUUACUUAAAUCUUUUGGAACGUUUGGAUGAGAGAAUUCUGAGGAAAAGACCAGCUCUGGCAAAGAAAAAAAUCUAUUUUCACGUACCGGCUGAUAGAGGUGUCCUUGUAAAGGACAAAUUGAAGGUGUUACAUUACGAAUUGUUGCAGCAUCCACCUUACUCACCAGAUUUGACACCUUCCGUUUUUCAUUUGUUCGUAAACUUAAAAAAAUUCCUUGACGGCAAAAGAUUUUCUUCUGAUGAAGAAGUUAUAUUAGCAGUGAACGAUUAUUUUGAUGGACUUCCAGAAAGUCAUUUUAAAGAUGGAAUUAAUAAAUUAGGAAAUCGUUGGGAAAAAUGUAUUGAACUUAAUGGAGAAUAUACCGAAGAAUAAAGUUACAUUCCUAACA